Molecule: messenger RNA, 1435 nt
Organism: Micropterus dolomieu (smallmouth bass)
Lineage: Eukaryota; Metazoa; Chordata; Actinopteri; Centrarchiformes; Centrarchidae
Gene: smco4
Product: single-pass membrane protein with coiled-coil domains 4
Exons: 3
Coding region: 345-524 (59 amino acids)
Source: RefSeq, a predicted model, not a curated record
GUAACUUGAUAGAGCUGUUAUCCAAAAGACUUUCUUGGUGCCACGUCGAGCUCCGUGGGGAACGGCAGGUUUUUAACUUACUGUAAUUUUUGCUGUAACAAACCUGACGCCUGGAACUCUGGGAGAAACACUGCGAGGUCAUCGUGGAACUGUUCACAACUCUGACUGAUCUUCUGCCCAGUAAGAAAGAGGGAAGAUCAAGGAACGCCCCCUUAAAUCGGAAUCCCGACUUCGGAAGUCGGGAGAAUCGCAUACCCCGACUUCGUGAUCCAAGAUGGCUGUCGGGGUAUCAACGGUUCCUGUGAGGACAGCAAAGAAGUAGAGUGAGCAGUCGUGGGGAAAUCAUGAGGCAGCUCAAAGGCAAACCCAAGAAAGAAACGUCCAAGGACAAGAAGGAGCGUAAGCAGGCCAUGCAGGAAGCCCGACAGCAGGUGGCCACUGUAGUACUGCCCACACUGGCCGUAGUGGUGGUACUUAUCGUUGUCUUUGUCUAUGUGGCCACCAGGCCUGGUGCUAUCGAGUAGACUUUCACGUUCUACUGAAAAGACAUGAACUCCCAAGCUGACAGGGGUUUGACAAACUGACAAUGGCUAUACCCAAAGGAUUACCCCAUCGUGUGAUAACCGUUCCUCUGUAGGCCAGUGACUGACCUACCAUUACUCUUAGUGAAAACCUCCUCCAAAGUGUUUUUCUUUGCUUUAAGCAGUAUUCAAGCUGCAGUAACUGAGUGGACAAAUGAUUGCUCCUUGGUGCCUUCAGAUCAAUAUAUAAUAUGACAUGAAUUUAGUCCUGUUCAUUUUAGAGCAGCUGUUGAUGUCUUGAUGCAAUAUCGUGCAUACUCAUGCACAGCUUGCCAAGUUUGACCGGAGGUGUUGUUGAAACAUGUGGAUGGUCUAAAGCAGUUUUCCUGUUGUGAAAAUAUUAAGUCAAUGCAACAUGAGCCUGGUGUACCACUCUUUGGACAGCGCUCACACCUAUCUGCAGGAAUGAUGUGUAAGAAAAGUGUUUAGGGAAAAAGAAGGAUUUACUUUGCUCCUGCCUUGUUUGAACAGCUGAAUGCAGCUCUAAAGUAUCUUGAAUGUAAUUUUAGAAUGUAUAGUCCUCAGUCCAUUAUGUUCAAACACACCUGAAUUCCUCCACUUUCAAUGUGAAUGUUACUUUUACUGGUUCCAUUAAGUUAAAAAAUAAAUAAUAAUUAGUCAUUUAGCUGAUGCUUUUACCAAAAGCGACUUACAAUUGCUAUAUAUGUCAGAGGUCGCACGCCUCUGGAGCAACUAGGGAUGUCUAAGUGUCUUGCUCAGGGACACAUCGGUGGUUGCAGUUAUUAACAACCACACCAUUGAGUCACUCAUGACAUCUGUGCAGAUGUAAUAAGGUGCCUUAACAGAUUUGCAACUGUAAAAUUUCAGUUCAAAUAAAUGAUUUUCUGAAAAUA